Molecule: messenger RNA, 1476 nt
Organism: Parasteatoda tepidariorum (common house spider)
Lineage: Eukaryota; Metazoa; Arthropoda; Arachnida; Araneae; Theridiidae
Source: RefSeq, a predicted model, not a curated record
UUAUAGAUGUAUCAAUACAGCAAAAAAGGAUUUUAAAAUUAUCCUACGCCUGAUGGCUUUAUUCUCCAAAGAAGAUUUCUUUAGAUAUCUGAUGCUUGACAAAAAAUGUUGAUUUAGAAAUCUAAACUAAAAUGUGACAAAAAUAUAUAACUAGAUGUUACAAAAAAAUAAAUAAACAAUCUCUAUAGGGAUCAGUCUAGCAAUGGGCACCUCCAAAGAGAAAACCUUUCGAGCAUAAUUCAUUAAAAUUUAUUUAUGUCUUGAAUUUUUUUUUUAAAAAUUAAAUGUCAAAGAUUAAGCAGUACAAUUGUGUUUACUUUUGCCGCUGUUGAGGCGUGAAUUAACAAGUCUUAAAAUAAAUCGAGUUGAAAGACCACUGUCGACUGUCAACUAAAUAUAGAUUCGGGACAUCCCGAUAUAGAACUUCCUCGUCAAGACAUUAAUUCAACGUACUACAAGAUGUUGGAUGAUCAAGAUAUCCGAAACCUGGCACCAAGCCCAUCCCACCACGGAGUUUGUCAAAAGAUCUCUGACGCUGACAACAAUGUGUUCGACGAUGUGGGAGCCUGCACGCCGCCUGUGUCUCCCAGGACGGGCCCCAUGCCAGGUAUUAUUCUCACAGUAGAAGGUGAAGCGGACUCUUCCCCAGAUCUUGCCAGUGUUGUUGGGAGACACGGAAGUCGAAGUAAAACGCGCCAAAGCCGCAGAGUGCAUCAACAUCCAGCCAGAAGUCCAUCUAGCAGCAGGAUGGCGAUGCAAAAUGGACAUAACAAGCUCAGAGAACCUAGCUAUUUAUCCAGCAGUGGGGUCAGCAGGUCACAGUCAAUGAGAACAGCUAGAAGACCUCAAUCUGUUGACCCUACGCACAGGUUCAGGCAAAGAAUCCAAAGCAUUCCCAAUGAAAUUAUUGCUUCGGCAGAUGGGUUCAGCGGUCAAAGGCUAGCUUCGAACCAGUCUUUACCAUUACCUGGUGAUGAGUCUGAUUUUAUGCGAUUGAGGAAUUUUGCAGUUACCAGUAAAGGACUUGUGAAUCGAGGAGACUCUUUCAGGUCAAAAUCCAGGUCAUCACAUAGUGUAGCAUCGAUGGGUGGUAGUGGACAGUUACCGGUUGAUACUAAGCAACAGCCAAAGGACGACUCAGUAAUAAAUUAUCCGAUUGCAUCUACUUCUCAGGCUGAUCCAGUUGUACCAGAGAUGGCGAAAGAAGAAGUUGUUGAAGGUGCAACUGCCAUGCCAGAAAUACAGAAGUCAAAUAGAUAUAAAGUGUUAGUUCUCGGUGCGCCAGAUGUUGGGAAAACAGCUCUUAUCAACCAAUUUAUGACGUCGGAAUACAUAUGUGCUUAUGAAAAUUCUCAGGAUGAAGAAAAUGAAAAAUCGGUUGGCGUGAUUCUAAAUGGCUCCGAAUCAGAAUUAGUAUUUUUUGAGUAUCAGUUUGUUGGAGAUAGUGUGAGUAUNAUUUUGAAAGGUAUAGCAUAA